UUCGUGCUCGGAAAGAUGGCGGCGCGCGGGGCCCUUGAGCUGUCUGGGAGGGAAGGGAGCAGCAAUGGCGGCGCCAGCAACAGCAGCGACACCGAGGCGGACCACCUCCUGCACCCGGAGCUGCUCUCGAAGGAGUUCUUGCUGCUCACGCUGGAGCAGAAAAAUAUACCACUUGAAGAUGAAGUGAAGCUCAAUAAAGAAGGCCUUACUGAUCUUUAUGUUCAACAUGUUAUACCAUUGCCUCAGCGGACCUUGCCUAAGACAAGAUGGGGGAAAUUGAUGGAAAAGAAAAGAAGCCAGAAGGUGUUGAAAUAUGUUGAUGAGAGCACUGCUGCUGUGGAGAAUCUAAGGAAACGGCCCCUCAUUGUGUUUGAUGGUAGCUCAACAAGUACAAGUAUAAAAAUACGGAAGACAGAGAAUGGAGCUGCCAAUCGUCUAAAAUUACCUACAGCUGGAAGCACCAAUACUACUUGUAGGAGACUUUUGGGUCCUUCAGAUUCAUCUACAUGUACAUCAGCCUCCAUUUUAUCACAGGACGUUAAUGAGGCCAAGAACAACAAUAUUAUAAUUAAUAACAGCAAUGUAACGGCUAGUCAGAAGACGUCAUCAUUAGUGUCUGCUACUGGAUCUACUGUUGUGAAAUUAAAGAGAACAGCACCAAAAGAAGAAUCAGAUACAGCAAAUGGUCUACAACCUACUGAAGCAAAAAAGAAGAUCCAACAUGUAACGUGGCCGUGAAUCUGUAAGGUUCUUGGAAUGUAAAUAAUAUUUAGCCUCCGUUUUUUGAAUAGCUACAUCAUAUUUAACCAGGGUUACAGAUUGCAGUGGGUUCUUCAUAAUAUCAGCAGCUCCACAGUAGAAAGCAGAACCGUCUUUUUUCCAGUCACUCUAAAAGUACUUCCCAUAUAGCACUUUGAUUUGUUUACUUCAGUUCUAAUGGUUGGUUUGCAGAGAACAAGAUUGUUCCACCGGUCCACCUUUGGAAUUGUCAAGUAUACUGUAGAUCAGCCCUCGCAUGACUUGAUACAGAAAAUUUGUGUGGGGUUCAUGCUCAACUUGCACAGUGGCACUGACUUCAGUACAUACAAAUUCCUGUAUAUGUAUAUUUAGGAGCUGGGGAAGAUAGUGCUUCCAUGUUCUUCUGGACUUCCCAUGGUAACUGAAUACAUUCAUACAUAAUGGUUCUGUUGGUAGGGCUUAGGAUCA
Messenger RNA from Gekko japonicus, 1206 nucleotides. It is a transcript of the gene TSLIG2, whose product is annotated as chromosome unknown open reading frame, human C2orf49. Gene Ontology annotation, biological process: embryonic morphogenesis. The coding region runs from base 16 to 738 and encodes 240 amino acids. The transcript is spliced from 4 exons. The record is from RefSeq and is a predicted model, not a curated record. NCBI's taxonomy places the organism in Eukaryota, Metazoa, Chordata, Lepidosauria, Squamata, Gekkonidae. Gene Ontology annotation, cellular component: tRNA-splicing ligase complex.